AUGAUGACUAGAAAAAGGAGGGAGAACAAACUGAGCGUGCUUGUGGUAUUGGAAGGAAUCAAGGCCUCCAAAGAUAGGACAGGUAUUGCACCGCUAUGCAAGGCUAUGCGAGAAGUGAAUAAUGAUGAGGAUGAAAUAUUGGUUCUCACAAUUCUCCCUGCGAAGGAGGAAUCUGCGACUGGAACGUCUUCUGAUGUAGGCAAUAGUGAAUGUGGGCCAGAUCAUCAUCAUCUUCAAUGUAAUCAAUCAUGGGGACAAGAUUCAUACAUCAACUUCCUCCGCCAAGAGAUCACUCAGAAAAUGGAGGUUUACCGCCGGACUUUUAGGCCUUUUUAUGAUACUUGCAAAACAAAUGGAGUCAAAUUUCAGGUGAAGAUUGCUGCAUGUUUCCGGCUGAAGGAUAUUAUAAUAGAGGAGGUUAACAAUGCCAAGGCCACUUGGAUUUUUAUGGAUAGAUAUUUUACUAGGGACCUCAGUUUCCGACUCAGUGGCGCCGAAUGUAAUGUAUCAUUGAUUGGUGAUGACGACGAAUCCAUGGUUCCUGAUCACUUGCUUUUAUGUGAUGGAUCAGAAUGUUCAAUGGUCGUGGAAGAAAGACUAAACCCAAAAUCUCCAAAGCCCAUGAAUGGAUCCACACAACAGGAACCGUGUAUAAAUUGUUCUUUGGCUGUACUUGAACUCUCUUCUCCAUCUCUGGCAAGUACAAGAAAAGAGAGGGGAAAGCAAAAAAUAUCUGAGCCACAAGAGCAAAAUAAAAACGUAGGAAGCUUGGAGCCACUCAAAGAAGAGAUAACUCCACAUGAAUAUACUCCAAUAAAAUACGCAGACGCCAAUAUGAUGCUUGGUGUACCAGUGCAGUUAAGCUGGGAAGAGAUUAUGGAUAUUACAAGUAAGUUUUCGACAAAGUUCUGUGCGAGGCAGAAGAACUAUAUGACCUAUACUGGAUAUUUGACCCAACAACAGAAGUAUGUCUUGGUAAAGAGAUUCACAGGAAAUUCUAGCCGCAUUUUUCAAGCAGAAAAUAAAGCAGCCUUGUCUAUUAACCACAAAAACAUAAUGCAGCUACUUGCUUACCACAAAAGUGAUACUACUACAGUUUUACUCUACCCCCUACCAAUAGAAGGAACACUGGACGAUAUUCUUUCCGGCUUGGGGGAAUAUAAACUGAAACUGAAAUUUCAACAAAAAUUGAAGAUCGCCAUAGGUAUUGCUCAAGGCGUUCGAUACAUGCACGAAGAGUGUCCUGGAGGCCCAGUUGCUUAUGGUCAAUUACAGCUAAGCAACAUUUUUCUAAGAUACGACUUAGAGCCAUUGAUCUCUGGCUUUGGUAAAGCAAAAUGGAUUCAUCUUGAACAACCAUCAUCUAUUUUUGAUAAGAGGUAUCUUAAGGAUCCUUUGAACCAUGGAUCAAUGGAAUUACUGAAAUCAGAUGUCUAUUCCUUUGGAGUUCUGCUCUUAAGGCUCUUUUGUCGGCGACAGUUACCAGAGGACGACAGAAGUUUGAUUGAGUUGGCUCGGCCUUUGUUGCUGGAAAGGAAAUUCCAUGAAUUAUUGGAGGAGAACUGGGAGAUCUCCGACAUGCAUGGAUUUUACAGGGUGAUGGCUGCUGCAAAUCAAUGCACACAAACUAAGCCAACUUCACGACCCUUUAUGAGUGAGGUGAUUUCCAUUCUUAAAGGAGAUAAUUUCAGUGAUAUAGAACCAUCUUCAUCUAGCAGCAGUUCUUAUUAAGAGGAAGCAGAAACAUAUAUCCCAGGCCUCCAUAAAAACUCAAUUGUUGUAAUGUAUUUACAUCAAAAAUAUUAUUGUAUCAGCCUCAUUGCCCAAAAACAAUGAAAUGUGAGGAAAUAUUUAAAACCUUUACAG
Pistacia vera is the source of this 1866-nucleotide messenger RNA. Its product is annotated as probable serine/threonine-protein kinase PBL16. Gene Ontology annotation, molecular function: ATP binding; protein kinase activity. Gene Ontology annotation, cellular component: plasma membrane. Gene Ontology annotation, biological process: protein phosphorylation. The coding region runs from base 1 to 1731 and encodes 576 amino acids. The transcript has 8 exons. NCBI's taxonomy places the organism in Eukaryota, Viridiplantae, Streptophyta, Magnoliopsida, Sapindales, Anacardiaceae. The record is from RefSeq and is a predicted model, not a curated record.